AUUUUCUAACCAAUAUUUUUGAUUUAUUGAGCCCAUGCAUUGUGGAUUCAUUAAAGUUAAAACGACUUUUAAAAAGUUUAAACAUUGAUACGCAAUGCAUAAUGAUGCCCGCUGUUCUAUGCGACCUCCUUUUCCGAUUACCCUCUGGCCAGAUUAACAUCCAGCUAACGAACAUCGUUGUGCGCCCUCUGUAAUCAAUUUGAUAUGCAAAUUGAGUUGAUCUUGGUCUAGUAUUGGACUGCGGCGUGCAUAAAGUAAGGGGCGGUAAUGUCCGGGUGCAGACCACACGUAGUUUGUUUAUGGUUGCCAAAUGAAUUCGAGCAAAGAUCUAGGCGAACACUUUUGUCGCGAAAUCAAAAAUUAUAUUGUUUUUCAGUUUUUGGCAAUUCGAUAUGUUUAAUUUGGACCGUUACUUGAGGAAAAUUGUUUAAGUACAGCUUCUGGUUGUCAUGACGGAUUUCUAUCUAGCAGAUGCUAUGGGUGCUAGUAGUCCUCAUGAGUGGAAGCAGCAGUAAGGACAAACAUGACAAGUCACAGAGGCAAGGUGGAUUCCGCUGCCAGGAAUGCCCCCUUUGGCACAGACAUACAACCCAAGCGAAACAUCAAAAUCGUCGGUGGAAAGCAGAUCGAGAUUGCAGUGGAAUCUCCCCCAAGCAGUGCUGGCAGUUCUCAGAGAAGCCUUCCCCCUCUCCAACAAGGACCAAAUGGCACCCCUCCCAUGGAAAUCCAGCCACCCUUCCAGGAAUACAAUAACAAGAAACGCCCACUGGAAUUUUCUGAAAAAAGGGAAGGGGUUAUCCAUUCACAGACAGCUCCAGCCGACAAAAGCAACUCACACAUCCAUGGCACAAGAGGGCGCUAUAACAGCUUGCCAGGAUCGCUCACGGUCUUACCCCCCAUCCCGAGCCCUAAUUCCCUUUCGCCCACAACUCGCCACUCCUGGCACCAACGUAAGUCCUCUUCCCCUUCCCUCUCCCUUUCCCCGUCCCAAUCUCCCACACUCCGGCCAGCCCAGGCAACGAGCCUGACAGAUCAGCUGCGUGAGCUCCUGCAGGACUAUGAUGCCUACAGGUUCCAGGACAUGUACAAGGACCUGGCUGAGUAUGACCGCAAGCUGUGUGGCUAUGUCAGCCAGCCGCAGGCCAACAUGGUUGCCCUCCGGCACCACCUGCCCCUCCCCACUAACACCCUGAGGCUGCUCUUCUCGAGCUUUGGCAAGGAUGACAACCCUGAUCUGGUCAAUUACGAAAGGCUGAUCCAGUACCUGGCGCGGGCCCAGGUGGGCACUGCCGAGGCUGAGACAUUGCUUCAGGAGUCAGUCAACAGGUUUGUGAAUGCUCCUGACUUGCUGCCUUCAGAUGGGGAAGGCUUGGAUGAACAAAUUGCCAGAUACGAGACCGAGGCAAAGAAUGCACACAAGGAGAAGCAUCAGCACCAUCACGGCCAGAGGAAAAAACAUCACGAUUCAAAUGGAACAGUCUUGGAGAGAGCAGAACAGGAGCAACUUGCAAGGCAGGACCAGACCCAGACGACACCACAACAGGUUUUCUCAGACCGGCAAGAUGCCAAAUUGCUCAUGCUCGUGGAGCAGCAGUAUAUUCAAGGCAAUCAGGAGCCAACUGACCUGCACGCCAUGAAGAAAGACUUCAUAGAUAGAGACCCCAAUGAUCAAGGGAUGCUGACCAAGGAAAAGGUUCAAGAAGUGUGUUUCAAGCACAGGGUCCCUGUGCAGGGGUCAUUGAUGGAGAAACUGCUUAACCGAUGCCACACUACUGACAACCAGUACAGUUGGAUGGCUUUCCUGGAAUUUCUAGCUCGGGUCAAGCCCCUGGCUGUCGCGGGCUUGGAGCUGGGGGCAAAGCAGGAAGCCGGACGGCCCAGCACCUGGCCCAAGCAGAGAGGUGAUGCUUUCCUCAAGACCAAUGCAAAGGCAGGGCUGACAGGCCUCUCACAGGAACCUGGACUGCCUCCCUGGGAAACCAGGAAGCCACUCGGGAGGCUGGGAGUCCGAUCCCCAACUGCUGUGGAGCGAGAGAUCACACUGUACGACUCUCCAUCACCAACUCAUUCGCCCCCACCCAGCCUGCAAGCUGCGCCCAUCGGCCAAGGGCAGGACAACUCCAUCAGUGACGCACAGCGGGCAGAGCUAGCCGCGAUGGCCAGGGAACACAAGGCCAAAAGGGAGCCUCCAAAAGCCAAAAUGGCUGCAAAGGCCAAGGACGAUGAUGAGCCAUGGUUUGCACGAUUCAAGCACCUGGCUCAAGGGUUGUACAACCUGGACAGCACCAAUACUGGUUACCUGAGCAAGGAUGAGACGCGGAGUCUUGUCAACAACUACAACCUGAUCUACCGUCUGGGACUAGAACAGUCCCGCAUCGACAAAUGCAUUGAUAGCUGUUACCUCUCCCAAGGAAGGGUGUCCAUUGAGCAUUUGUUGGAGGCCCUCACUCUCCAAGUGACCUAGAUGCCAUCUGGAGAGGGACUACAGUACAGUUCAGAAUUUUAGCAGACAUGCAAACAUGGUUAGCAUGUCAGCGUGUAAUGAGUCCAGCAGACAUGAAAGGAGUUAACCGCAAACACGAAACACGCUGACCCCUGCAUAACAGAGAAUGCGGACACCGCAAUCCCAUCUGCUGAGUAUAAACAUAUACAUGCUACACACAAACCCCAGAACAGCCAGGCCGUUGUUUACUGGAGCAGGCAACAUUUUUAGUUUUACGUCUGAAUUGCUCCAAAAACUUCUGAAUCAGGCACAGAAAAUAUUCGAGCGUGAAUCAAUUUUUCAACUGAGAAAACUAUAACUAGCAGUUUUUAUGACAAAGUAUUUCCCAACUUAGAGAAAACUAUUUCAUAAGAAAUCCACAAAAUAUACACAGGCUUUGACCUCUCUGGUCAGCUAGCCAAAUUUUAGUUAAGAUAGUCCCCACGGCGGUGAUCCCAGCAUACAUAUAAAAAGUUGUUGCUGUACUUGCCUCACUCGAGCUCAGUGUGUUCAAAAUCACGUGAAUAUAAAUUCGAUGUGAGGUGACGAUUUUUCCCCAUCAGUUUUUGACCCUAGAGCAGGAAAAUCUACCAAAAGAAAUCACCCUGAUUGUGACCAAGUUACGACCAAACUAAAUGGCAAAGAUAUCGAAAGACAGGAAGUCGGGCCUGCACACAAACAGUGGACUAUUGGCCAGUUUCACUGAAAUUUGACAUUUUUUAGAUGUAAUCCAACUGAAUAACUUUUGCAAUCCAAACCUUAGGAAAAUGGCUGUACAGAUUUCGAUACUUCAUGAAGGCCAGACUCGACAUUAAUACAUACACAAACCAUAAAUACAUACACAAACUUGGAGCGAUGGCUCUGCGUGUGCAGAGGUUCACUACAUGUUGUCGGUCACCUUUGCGGUCUGCGGUCACAAGCCCUGGCAAAAUAAUGAGGUCCGGGAUCUGGCUUAUCGUGCAUUGGACCAGCAAUGCACUGUAAAAACAGCGAAACGUGUAUUGAACAGCGUGUCAGGUCCACUGAUCGUGUUAGUGUGUAGGCUGAAAUUCUGACCUGUACUGUAGCCUCUUGGUUUUCUCCAAUGAAAGGCGAUCAGCCCUGGAAUUAUGAAUUCAGAGACUGUUAUUAAAAUGGACCCGCUGGAAUGGGAACAGCCAAAAGAACACACCUCUUAAGAAACUUCUUGUGUUCCAAAGGACCCCCCACAUCUGCAGUGCAUGACUGCAGUUUCCAGGUAAGCAUACCAAUGUGGACCAGUUGGAGAGUGAACUGCAUAAAUGGGCUACUCUAAAUCUAACAGGAAGUGUUUUCGUUGGAAUUGUAGAGAGGCUUUCACAUAAAAAGUCUUGUUUUGAGAGAUUAGGCUUCAUAAUAAAUAAGUUGUGUCAUAACUAAUUUGAAAAGAGGUAUUCUUGUGUUCAUUAGUUGAAAUUUAUUAGCUCCGUCCAUACUGUCCAUGUGUGAACAUUGCUUUUACCUUCAGGUACUGGUACAUGUACAUUUCGUUACUGGUCUACUCAUCAGUCUAUCGAAGAAGCAAAUCCACACAAAUCAUAACAGAUAUUUUCAAAUUGAUUUAUGCAUGCACACGCUUUUGUACGUAUUCAGUAAAUUCGCACUCCCCGGCAAUAAACUGCAUACAAAUUAACCAUAUGGCAGUAACCACUGCCAACAUUCCCAGACUGGUAUUCAUGUGUGUGUGUAUGUGCAUUACAUGUAUGCAUGUUGCUAAAAUGAUCCAUUUGAUAGGUCAGGAAAUGACAUUCAUUUUUCUCCCAUGUUUAUACUGACUGAUUAAGGUCAAAAAUGAAAUGUAAGCAAAUGGUGUCCUGUCUGUUAUGCUGAUGUACAUGUAUCUGUUCUGGAGAAGCUUUUGUCCAGAUUUCAAAGCAAUAAUACAAGUUUUCCACAUUUUACUUGUAGAUUUGUUUAUGUAUUGUCUAUUAGUGAAAGAUAAGAUUGAACGUGUAAGCUUUAUUUGUGUGUACAUUUUUUUUAAAUUUAGUUACCAGUGCAGAAAAAAUUUACUGAAUGUACAUUGCAAGGCUGUUUUGUGCUGUUUUGUGAUAUUUCCUUGAGUGUGUUUAUGAAAACUUUACCUGAUUUUACAUGAACCAAGAUAGAAUUGAAUACCUGUUCCAAACACUGUGUGUAUGUAUAGAGUUGGGUAUUUAUUAACAAUUUUACUGGGAUCUUGUUGUAGUUCAUGUUCUUGAAGUUCAUAGUUCAUGACAAAUCAUGCAUAUGUCACAAGUCAAUUGACAAGCAUUAAAUAGGAGAUGAACGGUGACCUUACCUUGGUCACUGUUUAAUUUCAGGACCUUGUGAUGUCACUAGACAACAGGUGACAUGGAAUGGACUUGAUUACAACUAAGAUUUAGUUAUUUGAUGUAGUUAAAGAAUUUGACAAAUUGAAGACUGAAAUUUCAAUAUAGUAGUUAAGCAUAUUUUGUGACUGAAUCCCACAAAAUGGGAUUUUCCCCCAGUGAUUUUACUUUAGUUUGCGAUGCAUGAGCAAGCUGAAUCCUUUUGUUGGGACACUCAGUUAGGCAUCCUGGUGAAAAUAGCUGUUCAGAUUCCAGUAAAUGCCUUUAACUCAAGAAUGGCCCGGGGACUUGCAACUCUAUUGUUAGAUUGGGUCACAUUUGCUCAAUAUCACUUAGGAAUUUGUUUAUUCUUGCAUUGCUAACUAUUGUUCAUCAGUGGCUUGAAAGCAAAUGCGAAUUGUGAUGUCAGAUCAAAAAUUGCACUGUGGAUCAACACAAUUUGAGGAGGUGCUACAUUUCAGCUCAAUGCAUUUUGCUUCAAAUAGUUUGUAAUGCCAAGUUUGCUUCACUUUUUUGUUCACCAGAAGUUCCAGUAUGAACUGGCCUUAAGGUGCUAGUACAUGUUCAUGUAUGCACAUUUCUGAGCAUUCUGUGAACUGUUAAUUUCCAGAAUUUGAAAUUUCUAACAAGCACAGUGCUAGAAAGUAUUACUUUUGCAGGAUGUAGAAUAAUAAUGUUAAAAAGACUCCUGAGUACUGCACUUACCGUUUAGGCCAUUUUACAUCCACAGUCUUCAAAUUUUGAAAAUGAAGUGCCUUUCCUUUGUUCAUGUUGUUGUUUGUCCAUUCCUCUUGUAUAAUAAUCUGUUUCGCACAAAGUGUAAAAAAUAUUAUGAGUUCCCAUCUGAUAACAGCAUUAUUUCUUUCUUUCUUUAUUUAAUUUUGAAAUCUUAUUCAGAUUCUUAUGUUGUUUCAUCCACCAUUUGGAUUUAGAGAAUUUCAGUUGACAAAUCAGUGGUAAUUGAUUGACAAUCAGAUAUCUAACAUUCUUCUGUUUUCCACCUUUCUUCCCAUCACACUUGUCCUGUAUAUUCUUCAAUUGUACUCUUUUCUCAACUCUCUCUUUGAUUUUUUGACCCUGCUCCCCAUUCCAAUGAUGUGGUGCAUGUGGCCACUAUCUCUCUUAAUAAGAGGAUUUUUUUUAAAGAAGACACAACUGGCGUGCCAUGAUAUUGAUUGGCUAAAACUCGCAGGGGAGUGAUGCCACUUUGCACUGUGGCAGUGGCUCCAGUCUUUUGCAUGGAGUAAAAUAAUACCCCAGCAAACCACUUGCUCUAAGUAUCUGGUUGAAGUUUCAUACAUGGGACAAAUUCCAUUCAGAACCAUCUUACAACAUGUAAUUAGGAUAGUUUUUCUGACAUUUUUCAAUUUUUUCUUCUAUGCAGAGCUGAAAUUCACAUAUGUACAUAUUUAGAAGUUUCAAUACAUCUUCUUUCCACAUAACAUGUACGUGUAUUGUCGUAAAAUUGGUUUUCCUGAACCAAAUACCUUCAUCAGUGCCUUGCCAUUAGAGUAGUCUCUUCUUUUCUAUUUUUCUUACCAAUCUACAAUCUUCUACCUUUUGUGCCAUUGUUUAGUUUCUGCAGACUUGCGUGCUGUUGCUAUUGAAAUAUUUUUCUUCAUUUAGUUUUUAUGCAGUUCUGCUGGCGUGUCUUUCAUCUAAGAGUUUUUAUAUAAUUAUAGCUGGUGUACAUACUACAUGAUAAAAUUAAACACCUGUAAUUAAUAAAAAAUGUUGAUAUCUAAAUUAUCAAUCGACUAAUUGGUAAUUGAAAGUGCCUUUGACUAUUAAACAUUUAAUAUUUAAAAUUUCAGAAGAGAUGUACAAGUUCAAUAACACAUUAGUGUCUCAAAUGGAUAUAAAUGUA
Molecule: messenger RNA, 6679 nt
Organism: Acanthaster planci (crown-of-thorns starfish)
Lineage: Eukaryota; Metazoa; Echinodermata; Asteroidea; Valvatida; Acanthasteridae
Source: RefSeq, a predicted model, not a curated record